Molecule: messenger RNA, 799 nt
Organism: Physeter macrocephalus (sperm whale)
Lineage: Eukaryota; Metazoa; Chordata; Mammalia; Artiodactyla; Physeteridae
Product: ATP-dependent RNA helicase DHX33-like
Exons: 2
Coding region: 126-599 (157 amino acids)
Biological process (GO): positive regulation of transcription by RNA polymerase I
Cellular component (GO): intracellular anatomical structure; nucleolus
Molecular function (GO): helicase activity; double-stranded RNA binding
Source: RefSeq, a predicted model, not a curated record
AUCCUUAACAACUUUGAAAAGCACCUCAUGGGGACAGUGUGGUAGUGUUCUUUGCUGUGGUUUGAUGUAGGCUUCUCAGAAGUGCCCUGAAGUCAUGAACUAGCUGCAGCUUCGUCCUGUUUUGAAUGUUCGACUCCUUUUUAUGUCUUUCUUUAGAUCACGUUCAGGCAGCCAUCGCCCAGCUGGAGCUGUUGGGUGCCCUUGAAAACAAGGAUGGCCAGCUCACCCUGACUCCAAUAGGAAGAAAGAUGGCGGCUUUCCCGUUAGAACCCAAAUUUGCCAAAACCAUCCUACUGUCCCCCAAAUUUCACUGCACGGAGGAGAUACUGACCAUCAUCUCCCUGCUGUCAGUGGACAGCGUUCUCUACAACGCCCCCUCCCGGCGGGAUGAAGUGCAGGCUGUGCGGAAGAAGUUCAUGUCCAGCGAGGGCGAUCACAUCACCCUGCUGAACAUCUACCGGGCCUUCAAGAACACAGGCGGAAACAAGGUAGGUCUUGUCUUGUUCCCCUUCUCAAACGAUGCCUCCUUUUGGCCCUGUGAAUGGCAGAUGUCGUUUCAGAAAUGUCUGUGCACAGGGAGGUUACCCGGGAAGGCAUGAUUCCCGUCUUUCCCUCUGCUUAUGUUUAACUCAUAGCUAACGAUGGCAAGUUCGUUAAGUAUUUGUUGACCCAGUUUCUUAGCUACAAAAUGAUUUGUUUCCCCACCUGCCCCUAACUUUCUUCAUAGCAGAUUUUGCUUGUAUUUCAGUUCCCUGGACCAAGAUGGAAAAUGGCAGUAUUUUCUUUCACUUAUCAAUAA